AUGUCCACAACUAGCGCAACGCUUAGUCCGUCUAUGCCUGCAUCAUCGGCGGCGGACAGUGACCUCAAGAAUGUCAAGGCGGCGCUCAUCAGACCAUGCGGUGCCUUCCUUGAUGCCAACUUGGGGCGGCAGACACUCCCCUAUGUCUAUGGGUCUACUAUUGCUCAGCACGUCCGCAAAACUGGUAUGAAAAAGAUCGAACUUUGCUUGGACAGUAUCUGUCGCCGGGAGAAGAUAUUUACUCAGAACGCUUCUGACGCUUUGGACCUACUCGAAGGUGCUAUAAGCAAAGCCAUCGAUUUCCACGUCACUGAUACGACAACUACGGACGACGAGCACAGGAGACUGACCGCUAUUGUGGUGGCCGAGCUUGACACCAUGAAAGACAAGCAAGGCUUCUUCGUUCUGAUCGAACCCUUCGUCUCUAACGUCAGCGAUGCAACGGGUGUAACUGUACCUGAUGUCAUUGCCGCUACCAAAAAAGAUGUUUCCACUUCGAACGCCGUCCUGUUCUCGAUCAAGAUCUCUACUCGGAACGCAAGCUCGGCUUCGCAGAAUGGCUCGAUCACCACCACCUCUGGUGUAUCUACAUCGGACGCGAUGGACCUCGAUCUGGAUGGUGCUUCAGGAAUCCAUUGCAAUUCCGAGUCACCAGCCAACAAGUCUUCAUCCGAACUUCCAUCAGCAUCUAGUCAUGAUGUCUCAUUCCAGCAGUUUGUUCAGCUCGGUGAUAACCACCUAGCACCGAAACAAAGCGAUCACCAGUAUCUUGGUGAACUGUCUUACGAGCUCCGCCAACAAGGUCUUGUCUACCUGCACGACCAAUUGGAGAAGAUGCAGCGCCAAGUCUCUCCAAAAUAUGGGCUUUUGCUUGACAAUAAUGCACUCAACAAGCUGACGCAUGAUAUUGAAAGCAACGUUCUUCAUAAAAUACACUCGGAAGUGAUGUCACUGCCUAAUCCACCGAACAAAGACUGGCUUGACCAAAAAUACGAACUCGGUGUUCAAGCCGAGCAUAUAGCUUUGGGAGAGGAGCAGAGGUUCUUAGCGAGAGUCAGGGAUGAGGAGAUGGACAACGCCGAGGAAACCUCCAUCCCGGUCCAGGCCAACUCGAUAGAUGCGCCGCUCACCCAAGAAGAGCUCAACAUCAUUCAGCCUCUAACCGCUCCCCCUUCGCUGGAUGAUUUUCCUCACAAAAAACGCGUGGACUUCAUGCAUCGCUUGUUUUGGACCAUGAAGCGCAAGAACCACGAAGCGGCAGCGAAACUCAAGGAACGCUUGCUACCAUCGGAGAUACUACCCAUGGUCAAGGAACAAGAACUUGCUGUUCUUCAACGCAUCUCAGACCACAUGCAGGGCCUGCAUCGUCCACCAACGCCUGCAGAAAUCGAACACGAGUACGACACACAGUCUGAGCACGAACUCCAAGACUGCAGCAAACUCGACCGUUUUGUGAAUAAAGCAAAGGAGUUUCACAAAAAUGCCAAGAUGUUCUUUGCAUCGGCAAAAGAUAAGGUUAUCGGCGCGUUCUGCAUCUCUGGCGCAAGCAGUGUAGCUCCUGCUGCUCGACACGCACCUCCUCCGCCGCCAGUCCAGGAUGUGAAAGGCCAAUUCAUGACUGCUCUCAAGCACGCGAUCAACAAGAUGAACAUCGACGCCAGCAACACCUGGAAUGGAGGCCAAGCCAUUCUCCAAUUGGCUCAGGUCGACGAUCUUGCGCUGAAGUUGGAGGCUCGCAUGUUGAACAACCUGGACCAAAAGCACAUCGGUACGCCCUUAACUCGUCAACAGCAAGAGACCUUAUACAUUCAGGCUGGUCACGAAAUGCUGAAGCAGAUUCGGGACAUCAACUGCUUCGUUCAGACAGUUCAAGCAUAUUUGGCUAUGCCUUUCUGA
Molecule: messenger RNA, 1896 nt
Organism: Alternaria burnsii
Lineage: Eukaryota; Fungi; Ascomycota; Dothideomycetes; Pleosporales; Pleosporaceae
Exons: 2
Coding region: 1-1896 (631 amino acids)
Source: RefSeq, a predicted model, not a curated record